Molecule: messenger RNA, 795 nt
Organism: Fomitiporia mediterranea MF3/22
Lineage: Eukaryota; Fungi; Basidiomycota; Agaricomycetes; Hymenochaetales; Hymenochaetaceae
Exons: 1
Coding region: 1-795 (264 amino acids)
Source: RefSeq, a predicted model, not a curated record
AUGGAUAGUGCCAACGCUAGGGGAUCCCAGGCCGGGAGACCGAGCAAGUCGAAUGAUCGCGACAAAGGAGCGUCCUCACAAACAGCGAGAACGAGCGACAUUACCGACGCACAAGAGACCACUAACCGUGCAAACGAUCAGGUCACGGCGCUUGAUAUUGCCUGCAGCUUUUUCAAUCGCAGAGAAGCUGCGGAUCGUAGCAAGGUAGACUUGAUACAUGAUGCCAAACAAGCUCUUACAAAGGUCAAAGAGCAACGGAAGAAAGUCGAUAAGGAGCCGGAAAAGAUUCAAGGUGAAACAGUGAAAUUGCAAGAGGCAAGAAGGCGGUCAAUAGUACAAGGAAGAUUAACAGCGGCCCAAGGAGACCUCGAAAAUCGCAAGACUGAGCUCUUAGGAGCACUCAAACCGUUAUGCGAUGAGUGGGAGACGUACAUCACAGAAAAACAGAGGCAGUUGACUCUUCCAGGCCUUGAAGCGAUAAAUAACCCCCUCAGAGAACUCUAUCAAGCCUUGGAACAUAUCUUGUCAAGAGAAAGCGAGAAACAAUAUGACCAGGCAAUGAGCAUCUGGAACAAUGCAUACGUUGCAGCGGACAAACUCAAGACUCUUCUCCUCCCUGAACAAGUGCAUACUCGUUUUAGAGGAAGGAAUGAAGAAGAGACUUGCACAAAUGCGUCUACGAAGGCAUCUGCUUCGGGAUCCAAUAGAAGAGAAUAUGAUAAAGCGCGUCGUGAAUUGAAGAAAAUGUAUGACAAGGUGAAGAGUCUUGAAGCAGAGGCUAUGAAAGGCAAAUAA